CUAAUUGUUGUGAUAAACUUAUUAAAUAGAUAAACAAAUGGCUAAAACGUAUGAUCAAUUGUACAAAUUGCUGCUCAUUGGAGAUUCCGGCGUUGGGAAAACAUCGCUACUUUUCAGAUUUGCAGAAGACGCGUUUAAUGCAACCUUUAUAUCCACAAUUGGGAUUGACUUUAAAAUCAGAACAAUAGAAAUCGAGGGGAAGAAGAUCAAACUACAAGUAUGGGACACUGCUGGUCAGGAGCGCUUCAGAACCAUCACAACUGCUUAUUAUCGGGGUGCUAUGGGGAUCAUUUUGGUCUAUGAUGUCACGUGUCAGGACUCAUUUGACAACAUCAGCAACUGGAUCAAAAAUACAGAAGAGCAUGCCUCUGCCGACGUAGAAAAAUUGAUUCUGGGCAACAAGUGUGACAUGGAGUCCAAGCGACAAAUCACGACUGAAAAGGGACAGCGUCUGGCGGACAAUUACGGGGUCAAGUUCUUCGAGACGAGCGCACGUGACAGCGUCAACGUCGAAACGGCCUUCUUCGAGUUCGCAAAGGCCAUCAAAGCAAAGGAGGAUAAAAAGAACCUGGACCACCAGAGCGCGAACGGAGCCGGAAACAAAAGACCGGCUGGUGGCAAGGGCGGAGGGCUGAACAUAAAUGUACCAGGCACCAAAAAUGCCAACUCGUUUUUCAGAAAUCUCUGCAACAUUUUAUAAAUAAAUCUUGUUAAUUGUGAAUGGAAAUUAGAUACAAAGUUAGAUAAACGAAACAAGAAAAGUAAUGUAAUAAUGUGAAAGACGCUGUUGACAAAUGCACCGAACUGAUCACAUUCGAUCAAAAUUAAAGCAACAUGUAUUUCAGUUUUCAUGCUAAUCUUAUUUUAUAUUCUUCAUAUGGUUUCAACAAAUAGUUCUUGAUUUUUACUGAAACUUAAUUUUGAUUGCUUCAUCCAAAGCCUUCUAUCAUUUAGUAAAUUUGAAAGCCAAGUUUCAGUCAGUGGGUAACUUAUCAAUACCAAGUGUUGAUUAAUUGAGAGGAGGCUUUGCUUGUCAAAAUUUGUCGGUCGCUUGAAUUGCUAGUUAUUUCAUGCUCUAUUUAAUAUAUCCUUAAUUGAUAAAAUCAACGGGAAUGACCUCCACUGGUUAAUCAUGUCUUCUCUUUGUUAUGCUGGCAGAUGAAUAGAAUAGUUUAUAAGCACUAAUCAGUCGUGCUGUAUUUGUUCCAUUUUCCGAAGCUCAAUUUGGAGUUUUUUGAGCGGUGUAUGUCGGAUAUUGGAGUUUGACUCUGGAGUUUAGUUUUUCUGAAAAAUAUGAAACUUAAGAGUCUUUGUGAAGCUUCGGACAAUUGAGCUAGGUCACUGAAGUUGAAUGUGAAUCUACUGGCACUGAAAUGAAUUGGAUUAAAAUGGAUGUUCAAAAUGCUUCUUGGUAUAUGUAGUUCAAGUCUGUCGAUUGUUUGUUAAUUUUCAAAGUGAGAUCAUGUCUCUUCUUGAGGUGCGGUAUGUUUGCUGCUUCUCAAUGAUUGAAGAGCAGCUAUUUUGAUUUGAACAUUUUCCAUUUGUUCAGAAUUAGAAAGUUUUAUUUAUCACGCAAUGUUUUUACAGUUAAUAUUUUUCUAAUUA
Symsagittifera roscoffensis is the source of this 1605-nucleotide messenger RNA. RefSeq names its product ras-related protein Rab-8A-like. NCBI's taxonomy places the organism in Eukaryota, Metazoa, Xenacoelomorpha, Acoela, Convolutidae. The transcript is spliced from 5 exons. Bases 38 to 700 code for a protein of 220 amino acids. The record is from RefSeq and is a predicted model, not a curated record. Gene Ontology annotation, molecular function: GTPase activity; GTP binding. Gene Ontology annotation, biological process: protein secretion; regulation of exocytosis; protein localization to plasma membrane. Gene Ontology annotation, cellular component: endosome; plasma membrane; synaptic vesicle.